AUGCUCUCACGUGUUGCUGCAGUGAAGGCACCCCGCACACACAACCGUUGCCUUAACACCGGAUCGAGCGGAAGGAGGAGGGAAGGAAGAGAGAGUGAGCGGCAGAGGCCCAACAUGUCCCGGCGUGUGUUUACUUCCGCGGUGCCGCUCCUCCUCGUCGUGAUGAUUUGCUGCAGUACUUGUGGAGCUGCGCAAGGUGAGGAGGAUCAGUCGUCUGAUCCAAAGUUUCAAUGGAAAAGCAUCACUGAUGGCGUGACUGUGGAGUCGUUUGGAAUUCCCGGCAUUUUGAAAGUUGGGAGUGACGUAUUUGCCGUUGCCGAGGUGCAGUGCAAGAAGGAUGGAAACAACGUCUUUACUGGCAUUGCAUCCGAACUUCUCACGAUAAAAGACGAUAACAAACCGGAGGAAGCGCUUAAGAAUGCCAGAGUGAUACAAGUUCUGGAGGAAGGCGCUUCCCCAAGCAAGAGAGUAGAUGUGAGCCGACCGACAGCAAUUGUGGAUGGAAGUGAUAUUUACAUGCUUGUUGGAAAAUACAGCCGGAAUGCUGCUGCUGGUGCUCGGGAGAGUGCUGCAGCUCAAUCGGGACUUUUGCUGGUGAAAGGGACAGUCAGUGAUGAAGGAAAUGACAGCGAAAAAAAAAACCAAUGGAAUGUGAACCAGCUACCGGUCGGCACUUUAUCUGAGGGCGAACACGAUUCCUGGAUGCAGUUGAUUGGAGGCGGUGGAUCGGGUGUUAAGAUGAAGGACGGUACGCUUGUGUUCCCAGUGGAAGGCACAAAGACAACGACGAAGGAUGGUGGCACAGAAGAGGAUGAAAAGACCGUCUCACUGCUCAUACGCUUCUCGGAUCCUGAGAUUUGGACGCUGUCGAAGGGGAUGUCUGAUGAUGGCUGCGGUGAUCCCUCCGUGGUGGAGUGGAAGGACAAGCUCAUGAUGAUGACAGCGUGUGAUGAUGGCCGCCGCAGGGUGUACGAGUCCGGUGACAAGGGGAAUACGUGGACGGAGGCACUCGGGACACUCUCGCACGUGUGGGGCAACAAAAAACGGGACGGAGAAGGGAAGGCCGUUGGGAGCGGGUUCACCACAGCGACUUUUGGCACUGGAGCUGAGCAGAAAAAUGUGAUGCUCGUUACUCUGCCGGUGUAUGCCAAAGAAACACAAAAUGAAAAUAAAAAGAGCGAACUCCAUCUUUGGCUGACGGACAAUACGCACAUUGUUGAUAUUGGGCCGGUAUCUAGGGAGGAUGACGAAGAUGUUGCCGCCAGCGCCCUGUUGUACAAAAGUAGUGAAAGUACAACUGAUGAGGAGAAGAAGGAGGAGUUGAUUGCACUGUACGAGAAGAAGAAGGACGAGAAGGUCGAUGUGUAUACAUCAUCAAACAGCCUUUGGUCUGUGCGUCUGACCGCGCAGCUGGAGCGGGUGAAGGAGGUUCUGAAGACCUGGAAGGAAGCGGACAAACAUGUCUCCCAGCUGUGCCCUUCUGAGAGCGCUGUGCAGGCUACCUCACCUGACAGUGCCUGCAAAAACACUAAGAUCACGGAUGGGCUGGUCGGCUUUUUUUCCGGCAACUUCUCUGAUAAGACAUGGAGGGACGAGUACCUCGGGGUGAACGCCACAGUAAAGAAGGGAGCGAAAGAAGGAGUGCCAGCAGCGGUAGCAGAGAAAGCAGAGUCUUCUGAUGGAGUGACUUUUCGGGGAGCGUGGGCGGAGUGGCCCGUUGGCAGUCAGGGGGAGAAUCAGCUGUACCACUUUGCGAACUACAACUUCACUCUUGUGGCGACGGUGUCCAUCGGCGGUGAGCCGAAGAGUGGCAGCGUUCCAUUGUUGGGUGCGCGUUGGGAAGGCCAAGGAGAAAACAAACUUUUUGGACUGUCGUACGACAGCGGAAAGAAGCGGGCAGUGCUGUGCGGUGGCGGACAGAACAAGGAGCACAGCAGCACUUGGGGGCCAGGGAAAACGCACCAAGUGGCCAUUGUGCUAAAGAACGAAAAACAGGGCUCUGCGUACGUCGAUGGUAAAAGUGUGUGCGAGAAUGUGCAGUGCCAAUUGGAAGGUAAGGAAGAUAAAAAGAUCUCACACUUCUACAUUGGAGGGGAUGGAGGCAACACAGAGAGCCAAGAAGACGUGUCUGUGACGGUGACGAACGUCCUGCUGUACAACCGCCCGUUGACUUCCGAAGAGAUUGCAUGGCUUGCCAAAAAUACAAUUACUAUUCCGAAGCCGGAAGAUCCGAAGAUAUCGACGACACCUCCUCGUUCACCAGCGGUAAGUGGAUUACCUGUGGAAGGAACCGUGACCCAGUCCAAUUCUGCCGGGCAACUGCCGUCGGAGCAGGGACAGCCGAAGGGUAGCAAUGGUGCGGGUGCUGGCGGCGCAUCCACACCAGCGACGUCUACCGCCGCGACUUCUUCAGAAAAGGAGCCCGUAAACCAGCUGACAUCUGGAACCUCUCCCAGUGGAAACAAAAAUGUGGAUGUCUCUUCCUCGUCUGACGCCGACCCAACGGUGGUGACAGGGAGUGGAGAAACGGUUCAGGGAGAUGGAUUACCCCAAACUCCUGAGGUGAGCGUCGGCUCUGGUGCGGAUGGGGAGACGGCAGGAGGAAAAGAUGUGCAGGGAGAGGAGGAAGAGGUCCAGCCACAGAACAGGGACGUGAAUGCUGCGGCACUCAGCAGCAGCCUCGGAAAAUUGUCGCAGGAGAAUAACAACGAUGGCGGCAUCAUGCGUGGGAGCGGACUGCUGCCGCUGCUGCUCCUUCUGUUGGGACUGUGGGGGUUUGCGGCUCUGUGA
Trypanosoma cruzi is the source of this 2790-nucleotide messenger RNA. Its product is annotated as trans-sialidase, putative. The record is from RefSeq and is a predicted model, not a curated record. The transcript has a single exon. The coding region runs from base 1 to 2790 and encodes 929 amino acids. Lineage: Eukaryota; Euglenozoa; Kinetoplastea; Trypanosomatida; Trypanosomatidae. Gene Ontology annotation, molecular function: exo-alpha-sialidase activity.